Molecule: messenger RNA, 418 nt
Organism: Scheffersomyces amazonensis
Lineage: Eukaryota; Fungi; Ascomycota; Pichiomycetes; Serinales; Debaryomycetaceae
Exons: 2
Coding region: 182-418 (78 amino acids)
Biological process (GO): anaphase-promoting complex-dependent catabolic process
Cellular component (GO): anaphase-promoting complex
Source: RefSeq, a predicted model, not a curated record
AGUUAUACUGGGUACCAACUCCGUUUGUGGAAGUCUAACCUCAGCAUUAAAAAAACCCUCCCCCCAGCAAAAGGUGAGGCUCGGUGUACUAUGUCUUUUUUCCAGUCUUAACAUAACUCAUUUACGAUCUACAAUUAAAGAUUUAUAGAGCCUCAGUAUAUAUAGUAUAUAGGCAAUAAAGAUGUUAAGAAGGCCCGCUACAUCAAUAAAGCUAACUCCUGAGGAUGUUUUGGAAUACGAUGAUUAUUUAUCUUUACAGCAGCAACAUAUGAAUGAAAGAAUUCAGCAACAACAACAAAUACAACAACAACAUCAACAACAUCUUGCUAAUUCUUCAAAUUUACAAGAACAACAUGAUAAUUCAGGUAUAGAUAUAGAUGUGCGGAAUUCACGAAUUGGAGUUAAAAGAGAGAAUUGA